AUGACUUACUCCAGGGCUUCGGUUACCUCAACACCGAUCGCCAACAAGGAGAAUAUCCCUCGCAGCCGAUUUCCAACACCACAGUCGCUUGAUCGCCUGCACAAGCCGUUCAAGUGCCCCGGAGCUGCGAACCGAACUCCAGCCGCAGAUCGUCCUGCUCGAAAGCGCAGAAAGGUCGAUUACAAAGGCGCUGACGGCAAUGUUGAUGCCGAUGCAGACAAGCCAUACACCAAUGCUGACCGGCUCGCUCUCGCCAACCGGGAUGCCAAUAAAUUUCCGGUCUUUCAGGUGAAGGAUAAGGACAAGAUGUUUCGCAAAGCAUUCUCCAUCCCUCUCAUCAACAAGAACAGCACUGCCUACAACCCCAACAGGCCACCUCCAACUCUCGGUUUGAGACAGGGAGCAGUGUUCGUCGCCAAGCCUCUACAUGAUCCCAGUGGCGAAUUUGCCAUUGUUCUAUACGAUCCGACCAUUGAUGACAAGCCCAAGAUUGCCGAGAAGCCCAAAGAGGAGAAAGAGAAGGAGCCCGAGGCGAAGCUAGACGCCCCGCUUAUGCACAAGAGCUUAGCUGAGAUCCUGGGCAUCAAGAAGAAAGUCGUGGGCGAACACCCGCGAGUGCCUGUGGUCAUCGAUCCCAGGCUUGCAAAGGUUUUACGACCGCAUCAGAUUGAGGGAGUGAAGUUCAUGUAUAGAUGUGUGACGGGCAUGAUCGACGAGAAGGCAAAUGGCUGCAUCAUGGCAGAUGAGAUGGGUCUGGGAAAGACACUGCAAUGCAUUACCCUCCUCUGGACCCUUCUGAAGCAAUCUCCAGAUGCUGGAAAGACGAGCAUUCAGAAGGCGAUUGUUGCCUGUCCGUCAAGUUUGGUCCGAAACUGGGCCAAUGAGUUAACCAAAUGGCUGGGCGCUGAUGCCAUUACGCCGUUUGCAAUUGAUGGCAAGGCUUCGAAAGAGGAGUUAACACGCCAGCUCCGUCAAUGGGCUAUCGCCAGCGGCCGCUCAGUUACAAGACCGGUCAUCAUCGUCUCUUACGAGACACUCCGCCUGAAUGUCGAGGAGCUUAAGAACACUCAAAUUGGCCUGAUGCUUUGCGAUGAAGGCCAUCGGCUAAAAAACGGAGACAGCCAAACAUUCACCGCCCUAAACAACCUGAAUGUUUCAAGACGUGUCAUUCUUUCCGGUACACCUAUCCAGAAUGAUUUAUCCGAAUACUUUUCGCUCAUCAGUUUUGCAAAUCCGGAUCUUCUGGGCACCAGGCUGGAGUUCCGGAAGCGCUUUGAGAUACCCAUCUUGCGUGGCCGAGAUGCUGAUGCAACCGACAAUGAGCGCCAGAAAGGCGAUGAGUGCCUGGUCGAGCUCUUGGCCAUCGUCAACAAGUUCAUCAUCCGCCGCACGAACGAUAUCCUGUCCAAGUAUCUGCCAGUCAAGUAUGAGCAUGUCGUUUUCUGCAACCUUGCUCCAUUCCAACUAGACUUGUACAAUUAUUUCAUCACCAGUCCAGACAUCCAAGCUCUGCUUCGUGGAAAGGGUAGCCAGCCGCUGAAGGCGAUUGGCAUGCUCAAGAAACUCUGCAAUCAUCCCGACCUUCUCAAUCUAUCCGAGGAUUUGCCGGGCUCUGAGAAGCACUUCCCGGAUGAUUACGUUCCAAAAGAGGCUCGAGGUCGUGAUCGGGACAUCAAGCCGUGGUACAGUGGCAAGAUGCAGGUCCUGGACCGUAUGCUUGCACGAAUUCGCGCUGACACCAACGACAAGAUUGUGCUCAUUUCCAACUAUACCUCUACACUCGAUCUGUUCGAGCGUCUUUGCCGCAAUCGCCAGUAUGGCUGCCUCCGUCUGGAUGGCACCAUGAAUGUCAACAAGCGUCAGAAGCUCGUAGACAAGUUCAACGACCCUGAAGGCGAUGAGUUCGUGUUCCUUCUGAGCAGCAAAGCCGGUGGAUGCGGUCUGAAUCUCAUUGGAGCAAAUCGCUUGGUGCUUUUCGAUCCUGACUGGAAUCCAGCCGCCGAUCAGCAGGCGCUUGCUCGAGUGUGGCGUGAUGGACAGAAGAAGGACUGUUUCGUGUACCGUUUUAUUGCGACGGGCACGAUCGAGGAGAAGAUCUUCCAGCGUCAGAGUCACAAGCAGUCGCUGUCAUCCUGCGUCGUCGACUCGGCCGAAGAUGUCGAGCGCCACUUUUCCCUGGACAGCUUGCGCGAGCUAUUCCAGUACCGCGGAGACACGAAGAGCGAUACCCACGACACGUUCAAGUGUAAGAGGUGCAAGCCAGACGGCAAACAAUUCUUAAAGGCGCCGGCAAUGCUUUACGGUGACACGAGUACAUGGAACCAUUUUGUGAACGAGGGCCUUCAGCCCAUCCAGGACUUGCUGUUGAGACAGGAGUGCGGAGAGUCUGAGGUGUCGGCUGUGUUCCAGUACAUCUCGCAUUAG
This is a messenger RNA of Phaeoacremonium minimum UCRPA7, 2424 nucleotides long. RefSeq names its product putative dna repair and recombination protein rad54 protein. The transcript has a single exon. Gene Ontology annotation, molecular function: ATP binding; hydrolase activity, acting on acid anhydrides; ATP-dependent chromatin remodeler activity. Lineage: Eukaryota; Fungi; Ascomycota; Sordariomycetes; Togniniales; Togniniaceae. Gene Ontology annotation, biological process: reciprocal meiotic recombination; double-strand break repair via synthesis-dependent strand annealing. The record is from RefSeq and is a predicted model, not a curated record. Gene Ontology annotation, cellular component: nucleus. Bases 1 to 2424 code for a protein of 807 amino acids.